AUGAGCUACUACGCCUACCCCCGCCCCGUCCCCCUCCCCGUCCCCCUCCCCCUCCCCCGCCCUGCUCUGGCGCCGCCAGCCAAACUCGCCCUCGCCCCCGCCGCCCCCUUCAUCCUCGAGGUCCACUCGCAGGCGACGUUCGAGACCAAGGGGUUUGACGUGUACCCGACGACGACGGUGGCGGCGUUGAAGUCGACAGAUAUGCAGAAGCUGACGGGGCAGAGCGCGUACGCCGGUGCUGCUGGCGCGCAGCCCGACCAGUUCAUCUUGACGCGCGGCAACACGCCGCUCGAGGCACACCGCACCCUCGCGUCGUACGGUAUCGCAGGCGGCGCGCUGUACGUCGUGUGGAACUACUGUGCCUGCUAG
Messenger RNA from Vanrija pseudolonga, 369 nucleotides. RefSeq lists its product as uncharacterized. The transcript has 4 exons. Bases 1 to 369 code for a protein of 122 amino acids. The record is from RefSeq and is a predicted model, not a curated record. NCBI's taxonomy places the organism in Eukaryota, Fungi, Basidiomycota, Tremellomycetes, Trichosporonales, Trichosporonaceae.